AUGGCAUACAACUACGUAGCUACUGCGCAGAAACCCACGAGUGUCACCCACUCGCUCACUGCGUCGUUCACAGGAGCGAACGACACUAAUCUGCUAUUGGCUAAAAGCACGCGCUUUGAAGUGCACUUGUUGACGCCCGAGGGGCUCCAGCCCCAGCACGAUAUCAAUUUGUACGGUCGCAUUGCUAUUUUCGAGGUGUUUCGAGACGCACAGGAGUCCCAAGACUGGCUGUUUAUUGUUACCCAGCGCUUCCAGUUCUGCGUGCUGGCCUACGAUGCUCUGACACAGCAAAUAGUGACGAAAGCGCACGGCAGCAUUCGAGACUCGAUCGGCCGCAGUAGUGAGAUUGUUACAAGUGGAAACAUUGACCCGGAAGGGCGCCUCAUUGGUAUGAAUCUGUAUGAAGGCUACUUUAAGGUCAUCCCCAUUGACAGUGGCAAAGGCAUUCUCAAAGACACGUUUAACAUCCGUCUCGAUGAGCUGCGUGUCAUUGAUAUUAAGUUCUUGCAUGGGUACAACAAACCAACGAUCUGCGUCUUGUAUGAAGACUAUAAGGCUGCUCGACACUUGAAGACAUACCAUAUUUUACUCAAAGAGAAGGAUUUUGCGGAAGGACCAUGGAGUCAGGCAAAUGUCGAGUCGGGUGCGACGUUGCUUAUCCCCGUACCGGCUCCGACGGGCGGAGUGCUCAUUGUGUCCAAUCAGACGAUCGUGUACCAUAGUGGAAGUACGUUCCACGCCAUUCCAAUGCAAUCGACCGUCAUUCAAGUCUACGGCGCAGUAGAUAAAGAUGGAACAAGGUUUUUGCUGGCGGAUCAGUAUGGAACACUGUCGGUAGUGGCCUUGCAACUGACUGGAAAGGAGGUCAGCGGCGUGCAUUUGGAAGUGCUGGGAGAGACGAGCAUCGCGUCUUGCUUGUCAUACUUGGAUAACGGUGUUGUGUUCAUCGGAAGUACGUUCGGCGAUUCGCAGCUGAUUAAGCUCAAUGCAGACCGGGAUGAACACGGGUCUUACGUUGAAAUCCUGGAUACGUACGUCAAUGUCGGUCCGAUCAUCGAUUUCUGUGUUAUGGACCUCGAUCGACAAGGCCAGGGUCAAAUUGUUACUUGCAGUGGUGCUGACAAGGACGGAACGCUGCGUGUGAUUCGCAAUGGAAUCGGAAUUAGCGAGCAAGCAACUGCAGAACUUCCUGGUAUCAAAGGGAUGUGGUCGCUGCGCGAAACCUUCGCCGCAGAGUAUGACAAGUACUUACUGCAGAGUUACGUGAACGAGAUCCGUAUUCUUGCGAUCGGCGACGAGGACGAGAUGGAAGAGAAGGAAAUUCCGGCGUUCACUAACGUUAAGACUUUGCUUUGUCGCAAUAUGUAUGGCGACGUGUGGCUCCAAGUGACCGAGUCAGAAGUGCGACUCAUUGGCUGUAGUACAUUUUUGCUAAGCUCGACGUGGUCGCCGCCCCCGGAAUCGCGAAUUACUGUCGCUGCUGCUAAUCCCACCCAGGUUGCAGUUGCUACUUCGGGUGGUGUGCUUGUUUAUUUGGAGGUUGAGAACGGACAAUUAAGUGGAAAAAACAAGAUCAAGAUGGAGCACGAGAUUGCAUGCGUGGAUAUUUCUCCGCUUGCACGCAGGGAUGUAGGUGAGGGAGAUGCUUCCAUGACGAGCCCGUCGACUCACUGGGACAUGGCUGCUCUUCGCGGCUCGAUUUGUGUAGUUGGGCUAUGGACUGAUUUCUCGGUGUCCGUCUUGAAACUGCCAACCCUUGAGAAGCUGACUACUGAUUCGCUGGGGACUGACCUUCUUCCCCGAUCAGUGCUGUGCAACACAUUUGAAGGGAAGGAUUAUCUACUUGUUGGACUGGGCGAUGGUAGUCUUGUAAACUAUGAGCUAAAUGUCGAGCAGGGAAAGCUCGGAACACGAAAGCGGGUAUCACUAGGCUCACAGCCUCUCACACUAUCAACCUUUCGAUCAAAAAACAUGACGCAUGUGUUUGCAGCAUGCGAUCGCCCGACUGUCGUCUACUCUAACAACAACAAGCUGCUAUACUCCAAGGAAGUGAAUGUGAUGUGCCCGUUCGAUUCGGAAUCCUUUCCGGAAUGUCUUGCACUGUCCUCGGAAGAAGGACUGAUGAUCGGUAUGGUCGAUGAUAUCCAGAAGCUGCAUAUCCAGACUUUCCAUCUCAACGAGUGGGCCCGCCGAAUCGCCCACAACGCAGAGUCACACACACUUGGGGUGCUCACCGUGAAUUUCACGAUCGACGGCACCGGCGAAGAGGUCGACCAGGGGUUUGUACGCUUAUUUGACGACCAGACUUUCGAGGUUCUCCAUUCGUACCGGCUCGAUCCGUUCGAGACACCAUGUUCAGUUGUCGUUUGUCCUUUCGCAGGUGAUUCCACGAACACGUCGUACUUUGUAGUUGGAACCGCUUAUGUGCACGAAGAAGAAGCUGAGCCGCAUCAAGGUCGUAUCUUGGUAUUUGCUGUAACGGGCAUUCAUGGAGAGCGGAAACUGCAGUUGGUUGCUGAAAAGGAAGUGAAAGGCGCGGUUUACUGCCUCAAUGCCUUCAAUGGCAAGGUCCUGGCAGGUGUUAACAGCAAGGCGCAACUGUACAAGUGGAGUGAAAACACCGAUAGCGAGAAGGAGUUGGUCUCGGAAUGCGGUCACUACGGUCACACAUUGGUGCUUUACAUGGAGUCGCGGGGUGAUUUUAUCGUGGUUGGCGAUUUGAUGAAAUCGAUUUCCUUGUUGAGCUACAAGCAGCUCGAUGGUACCAUCGAGGAGAUCGCAAGGGACCUGAACUCAAACUGGAUGUCCGCCGUGGGCAUUAUCGAUGACGAUACGUACAUCGGCAGCGAGACGGAUUUCAAUUUGUUUGUUGUGCAACGUGACAGUGGCGCGGCGUCAGAUGAAGAGCGCGGGCGCUUGGAGACGGUCGGGGAGUUCCACUUGGGCGAGUUCGUAAAUCGCUUCAGAUACGGAUCGCUGGUCAUGCAAAACAACGCCGCGUCGAUUCAAACUCUUGCUAGCAGCGAUUUUACCGGCCGUUCUGAUAUGGGUGACGUGGGUGAGUCAGCUCCUGUAGUCUUGGCUGCUCAAAGUCCAUCCAUGCUUUUCGGAACUGUCAGCGGCAUGAUCGGCGUAGUCUUGCCGAUCAGUAAAGAUCAGUACACUUUCCUGCUUCGCGUUCAGCAAGCGCUUACGCAGGUCGUGAAGGGCGUUGGUGGCUUUUCUCACAAGGAUUGGCGCACAUUUGAAAAUCGACGAUCAGUGUCCGAAGCCCGAAACUUCAUUGAUGGAGAUUUGGUGGAAAGCUUUUUGGAUUUGCCGAAGCCUCAGAUGGCCAAGGUGGUGGACAAGCUGAACAACGAGGGGAUGCUGGACGGGACGAAUCAAAUUACUGUCGAAGAUUUAUCGUUGCGGAUUGAAGAGCUCGCGCAGCUGCACUGA
Molecule: messenger RNA, 3441 nt
Organism: Peronospora matthiolae
Lineage: Eukaryota; Oomycota; Peronosporomycetes; Peronosporales; Peronosporaceae
Source: the annotation of a GenBank genome assembly